Centruroides sculpturatus (bark scorpion) is the source of this 1112-nucleotide messenger RNA. It is a transcript of the gene Bet3, whose product is annotated as trafficking protein particle complex subunit 3-like. The transcript has 5 exons. Gene Ontology annotation, biological process: endoplasmic reticulum to Golgi vesicle-mediated transport; intra-Golgi vesicle-mediated transport. Lineage: Eukaryota; Metazoa; Arthropoda; Arachnida; Scorpiones; Buthidae. Gene Ontology annotation, cellular component: cytosol; TRAPP complex; cis-Golgi network membrane. The record is from RefSeq and is a predicted model, not a curated record. Bases 384 to 935 code for a protein of 183 amino acids.
AAUAGUCUUUUACGUAUAUUAUUCCAUUUAGAGUUAUAAAAUUUUAUUUCAAAAUAUUAUCGUUUUAUCCCCAUUACUUUCCUCACCAGGUGACGUCUCGAUACGGGUUGUUUAUCUUCAAUUAUUCUAAGUUUAGGGAGGAUUUGACCCUUUUUUUUAAUCCGAAAAUCAUGUCAAGGCAAGGAAUAAGAGGAACCGAUCCUAAAAAAAUAAUUAUGUGGAAUGAAUGGAAUAGCAAACAAUGCAAAUGAAAAUGGACAUUUCCUCUGCUAUAGGCUAUAGACAACUAAAGGUUCAUUGUGCCUAUUUUUAUUGUAUUCAUAAUCGUACUAAGAGAAAACUUAUGAGGCUGCAGGCUAAGCAUGUGAGAUUAAUUAAAAGAUAUGGUUAAGUUGCAUAAAUAUAUUCAAAAGGAUUUAUUUUUAAAAAAUUUGGAGAGUUCUGAAUUAUUUACAUUAACUUAUGGUGCCUUGGUUGCACAAAUUCUUAAAGAUUAUGAGAGUGAUGAAGAAGUUAACAAACAGUUGGAUAGAAUGGGAUAUAAUAUUGGAUUACGAUUGAUUGAAGAUUAUUUGGCCAGAACAACUGUUGGAAAAUGCUAUGAUUUUAGAGAUACAGCUGACAAAAUUCAGAUGGCCUUUAAGAUGUAUCUUGGUAUAACACCAGCCAUUACUAAUUGGGGACCUGCUGGAGAUGAAUUCUCUCUCAUUAUUGACAACAAUCCUCUGACAGAAUUUGUUGAAUUACCAGAGAAGCAUGGAAAUUUAAAAUAUUCCAAUAUUCUGGUUGGUGUGAUUAGAGGAGCUCUAGAAAUGGUUCAGAUGGAAGUGGCAGCAUGGUUCGUGCAAGAUACCCUCAAGGGAGAUAAUGUCACGGAACUGAGGAUCAAAUUUGUACGUCGAUUAGAAGAUGCCAUUCCAGCAGGUGAAGAUUAAUUGUAUAUAAGUUGACACCGUGAUACAUUGUAUAUGUUGUAUGUAUCUAGCUGAUUAAAUAUUAUAUAUAAUCAUCAAUUGAUGUAUUUGAUUUAUCAAAGUGAUUUAUCCUCUUAUUUAUGGUUUAAAUAUGAUUUAUAUUUUGAUAUUUUACACAUGAAAUAUAUGUUGUAUAUU